AAAGAACCACGAGGGGCAUAUAACAAAAACUAAAAGAAUAUAAAAAAACAGAACUUCACAAGAACAGAAAACAAAUGGCAGAAGCACAAGCAGGUCAAAACCACGGGCAGGAACAUCCGGUUAGAACAAACACAAGUCGGAAACAAACGCAAGGAACCAGCACCCGAGUCAAUGGGACUAAGAACUUAAAUAGACUGAAAACCAACAAGACACAGGAGGGCACAAUUAACAGUCAAACCAGAACAGGGUGGGAACAACGAGACACAAUCAGAAACAAUAAUAAAAUAAUUGAAAGCAAUAAUAUAAUUAACGGGAACGAGCAGGACACAAAACAAAAGUCCCGCCAUCUGGUGGCCCAACAAGGAAAAACAGAGACAGAAACACAGAACCAUGACAAUAAGCUAAAAAAUCAUUAAUGAUUAAGCCUUGUCAAUAACCUGCAUGUCAAUAAAUCUAAUUCACUUUUUAUUUAGAUUAUUUAGGCUCAUAAAUCGAUCCCUGUUCUCAUUUAAACUGAUAUUGUUACUUUCUGCUCAAGUUACCCCAAGCUGAGACUCUUUGCUGUAGCCAUUGUCUUCCAAGCAAGUCAUUUACUGUGAAGUGCACGUUUUUUUAAAGCAAGGUUUCAUAUUUUGGGUAAGUUGAGAACUCAGUGAAUCAUAGCAAGCAGAAGUGCUGCUCUGUUGAUUCGCCCCCUUAUAAAACCGUUUCCUGCCACAAAUUUCGUUUUGAUGCCGAUCAGCACUGAGAAGCUGGUGAGACAGUAUCAAAGACAUGUCUUAUUCUGGUAUGUGAUCCAAGAGGAGACAACAUGUGGACAGACAGACAUCAACAAAGCACUGCAAAUCUCAGGUUCUCAGAGAAGACAGCUGUGUGGUCAGCUAUGAAGAACAUGGUGUUGAUUCUGUGGAUUAUGUCUGUUAUUACAGUUCAAAAUACAUUUGCAUUGGACAUGCAGAGAACCAUCCAGGACCUCUCAUCUCAAAACUUGACAUCAGUGCCCAAGGGAUUAUCUCCCUCCAUUGAGGCUCUAGAUCUCUCCCACAACAGAAUACAACGCCUUACCUAUGAUGAUUUCUCAGCAAUGUCAAAUCUGAGAUUCCUUAAUGUGUCUUGGAACAUCGUCAAAGAGAUAAAUCCCGAUACGUUCAGAUCGACAUCAUACCUGGAGUACCUUGACCUCUCGCACAACAAGCUUCAGAACCUGCAGCAACAGGAUUACCUGCUCUUCACGCCCAAACUGCAGUUCCUGGACUUGACGUUCAAUAACUUUUCCACGAUGACUCUUGGAGAGAUGUUCAAUUCCCUAAAAGAGCUGCAGAACAUGGGGCUCAGUGCAGAAGUGGUAAAGAGUAAAGACUUUGGGAGUAUUGCUGACAUUCAUCUCCAGAACAUGUUCCUACAGUUGGAAAACCUCACCACGUAUGAAAGCAACAGCUUGCGAAACAUCUUGUCGAAGAAACUGGGCAUCGUUCUGUCAAACCGUCCAACAGACGAAGCACUGAUCACUGAUGCUCUGUCUGCUUUUGAUAAAGUGGACCUAGUGGGCCUCAACGGUAGCCAAACCUACCUUUCAACAUUUCUGAGACAAAGUAAGAGCAUCAGAACUUCACAUCUUUACCUGACUAACAUUGAGAUGACUUGGCCCGUGGCUGUUGACCUGCUCAAUAUCGUUCGCCAGUCAACCAUCAAACAUCUCAGCAUAUAUAUGAUAACCAUUACAGGGCAAAUCACUCCACAGAAGUUAAACCCAGAGUCUCACCUACAGUCUUUUACCAUCAAAGGGGCCAUCAUUACUAAUUUCAUUAUCUUCCAAGGUAACAUUUAUGAUUUCUUCAUCAAUAUGAGGGUUGAGCGUUUGACCCUUGCAGAGACGUCAUUGAUACAAAUGACCUGUCCGAAUGCGCCAAGCCCAAUAAAAUUCAUGGACUUCUCCGACAAUGCCUUUUCCGACCGCAUUUUUUCCGUUGGUGGGAAAGAAUGUGUUAGUCUACAGAACGUUAACACUUUGAUUUUAAAAGGGAACCGUGUGCAGAACCUAAUGGAGCUGAGCAUGCGGCUACAAUACAUGACCUCACUGCAGCACCUGGACGUCAGCUUCAACUCUCUGUUUUACUCGGAUACACUUGGGAAUUGCCACUGGCCUUCCAGCAUAGUUCACUUGAAUCUGUCCUCCAACAGCCUUGGCAAAUCUGUCUUCAGCUGCCUCCCUCUCAACAUAGAGACUCUGGACCUGCAUAACAAUCAAAUCGAAGCCCUCCCAGACAGACUCUUCCAUCUGGACAUGCUGACAUACCUGGACCUCAGCUCUAAUCAGCUCCUGGACGUCCCUAGCUGCCGUGGUUUCACAAACCUGGCAGUGUUCCUUCUGAGAGACAACUCCCUCCACAACCCGUCCAUGCGCUUCGUGGCCAGCUGCCCGAGGCUGAGGGAGAUGGACGUUCGCGGGAACCCGUUCAUGUGCACCUGUGGCCUGAGGGAGUUUGCGGCCCUGCAGCAGCGCCACCCCAUUAAACUUCUCCACUGGCCGCGGGCCUACAGCUGCAAAUAUCCCGAGGCCUGGAGGGACAAGCUGCUCAGGGACUUCCGCCUGCCCGCCAUAUCCUGCAGCGCUGGAUUUCUGGCGGCCGCCAUCCUCUGCCCGGCCGUUGCCGUCGCCGUGGCCACCCUGGUCCUGUGCAAGAGGCUGGACGUGCCCUGGUACCUCCGAAUGACCUGGCAGUGGACGCGUGCCAAACGUCGGACGAGGCGCCGGGAGGACCUGGAGGGCGUCCACUUCCAUGCCUUCGUGUCGUACAGCCAGCAGGACGCUGACUGGGUGAAUGGCCACCUCCUGCCGGGCCUGGAGGAGGGCGGGGCGCUACGCAUCUGCCACCAUGAGAGGAACUUCGUCCCGGGGAAGACCAUCGUGGAGAACAUCGUCCGCUGCGUGGAGAGGAGCUACCGCUGCGUCUUCGUGCUCUCCUCGCACUUCGUCCGCAGCGGCUGGUGCCACUACGAGCUCUACUUCGCCCAGCACCAGCGACUGUCCCGCGGCUCCGACAGCGUCAUCCUCGUCCUCCGCGAGCCCCUGCCCCAGUACCUCAUCCCCUCCAAGUUCUACCAGCUGAAGGCCAUGAUGGCUCUGCGCACCUACCUGGAGUGGCCGCAGGACCCCAACAAGCAAAGGCUGUUCUGGGCCCACCUGCGGGCUGCCCUUCAGGCCCCCCUGCCCCCUGCGCCUCUCGACCAAGACCAGCAACCUCUGAUAGCGGGGGACCUACAUCAACAACGCACUGCAAAUCUCAGGUUCUCAGAGAAGACAGCUGUGUGGUCAGCUAUGAAGAACAUGGUGUUGAUUCUGUGGAUUAUGUCUGUUAGCACAGUUCAAAAUACAUUUGCAUCGGACAUGCAGAGAACCAUCCAGGACCUCUCAUCUCAAAACUUGACAUCAGUGCCCAAGGGAUUAUCUCCCUCCAUUGAGGCUCUAGAUCUCUCCCACAACAGAAUACAACGCCUUACCUAUGAUGAUUUCUCAACAAUGUCAAAUCUGAGAUUCCUUAACGUGUCUUGGAACAUCGUCAAAGAGAUAAAUCCCGAUACGUUCAGAUCGACAUCAUACCUGGAGUACCUUGACCUUUCACACAACAAGCUUCAGAACCUGCAGCAACAGGAUUACCUGCUCUUCACGCCCAAACUGCAGUUCCUGGACUUGACGUUCAAUAACUUUUCCACGAUGACCCUUGGAGAGAUGUUCAAUUCCCUAAAAGAGUUGCAGAACAUGGGGCUCAGUGCCGAAGUGGUAAAGAGUAAAGACUUUGGGAGUAUUGCUGACAUUCAUCUCCAGAACAUGUUCCUACAGUUGGAAAACCUCACCACGUAUGAAAGCAACAGCUUGCGAAACAUCUUGUCGAAGAAACUGGGCAUCGUUCUGUCAAACCGUCCAACAGACGAAGCACUGAUCACUGAUGCUCUGUCUGCUUUUGAUAAAGUGGACCUAGUGGGCCUCAACGGUAGCCAAACCUACCUUUCAACAUUUCUGAGACAAAGUAAGAGCAUCAGAACUUCACAUCUUUACCUGACUAACAUUGAGAUGAUUUGGCCUGUGGCUGUUGACCUGCUCAAUAUCGUUCGCCAGUCAACCAUUAAACAUCUCAGCAUAUAUAUGAUAACCAUUACAGGGCAAAUCACUCCACAGAAGUUAAACCCAGAGUCUCACCUGCAGUCUUUUAGCAUUAAAGGGGUCACAAUUACUAAUUUCUUUUUUUUCCAAGGUAACAUUUAUGAUUUCUUCAUCAAUAUGAGGGUUGAGCGUUUGACCCUUGCAGAGACGUCAUUGAUACAAAUGACCUGUCCAAAUGCACUAAGCCCUAUAAAAUUCAUGGACUUCUCCGACAAUGCCUUUUCUGACAGUAUUUUUUCCGUUGGUGGGACAGAAUGUGUUAAUCUACAGAACCUUAACACUUUGAUUUUAAAAGGGAACCGUGUGCAGAACCUAAUGGAGCUAAGCAGACGGCUACAGUACAUGACCUCACUGCAGCACCUGGACGUCAGCUUCAACUCUCUGUUUUACUCGGAUACACUUGGGAAUUGCCACUGGCCUUCCAGCAUAGUACACUUGAAUCUGUCCUCCAACAGCCUUGGCAAAUCUGUCUUCAGCUGCCUCCCUCUCAACAUAGAGACUCUGGACCUGCAUAACAAUCAAAUCGAAGCCCUCCCAGACAGACUCUUCCAUCUGGACAUGCUGACAUACCUGGACCUCAGCUCCAAUCAGCUCCUGGACGUCCCUAGCUGCCGUGGUUUCACAAACCUGGCAGUGUUCCUUCUGAGAGACAACUCCCUCCACACCCCGUCCAUGCGCUUCGUGGCCAGCUGCCCGAGGCUGAGGGAGAUGGACGUUAGCGGGAACCCGUUCAUGUGCACCUGUGGCCUGAGGGAGUUUGCGGCCCUGCAGCAGCGCCACCCCAUUAAACUUCUCCACUGGCCGCGGGCCUACAGCUGCAAAUAUCCCGAGGCCUGGAGGGACAAGCUGCUCAGGGACUUCCGCCUGCCCGCCAUAUCCUGCAGCGCUGGAUUUCUGGCAGCCGCCAUCCUCUGCCCAGCCGUUGCCGUCGCCGUGGCCACCCUGGUCCUGUGCAAGAGGCUGGACGUGCCCUGGUACCUCCGAAUGACCUGGCAGUGGACGCGUGCCAAACGUCGGACGAGGCGCCAGGAGGACCUGGAGGGCGUCCACUUCCACGCCUUCGUGUCGUACAGCCAGCAGGACGCCGACUGGGUGAAUGGCCACCUCCUGCCGGGCCUGGAGGAGGGCGGGGCACUGCGCAUCUGCCACCACGAGAGGAACUUCGUCCCGGGGAAGACCAUCGUGGAGAACAUCGUCCGCUGCGUGGAGAGGAGCUACCGCUGCGUCUUCGUGCUCUCCUCGCACUUCGUCCGCAGCAGCUGGUGCCACUACGAGCUCUACUUCGCCCAGCACCAGCGCCUGUCCCGCGGCUCCGACAGCGUCAUCCUCGUCCUCCGCGAGCCCCUGCCCCAGUACCUCAUCCCCUCCAAGUUCUACCAGCUGAAGGCCAUGAUGGCUCGGCGCACCUACCUGGAGUGGCCUCAGGACCUCAACAAGCAAAGGCUGUUCUGGGCCCACCUGCGGGCUGCCCUUCAGGCCCCCCUGCCCCCUGCACCUCUCGACCAAGACCAGCAACCUCUGAUAGCGGGGGACCUGUGAUAGAUUAGCCGCUCUCAAUACAUCUAGAUUUUUCUGCUUCAAGAUGUAACAGACGAUAAUCAUCGCUGCUGUACAGAAAUGUUCACAAACCGACUGAGGUCAGGCUUCCGUUUUCAGUCCACCAACAUCUCAUCUCACCAAAUGAAGUUCAAAGAAGUCAAACAAUCUUUUAUUUCCGAGGAGCUACAAGUGAAAUCGAAGCGGACUUGACCUCGAGGCCUCUUAAACAAUAUGGCUGCCUCAUCACCCAUUCUCUGUCGGUAGACUCUACCUGUUGGAAGCAUUAGUAGACUUUUCUUCCCUGCUCUAAAGUUUCCUAUGUGUUUCCUGAUUCCCAAAUGCGUGGAGCCACCACGUGUCACGCGUCAAUCCUUGAUCAGGACAAGUCGUUAUAUUUUACUGUGGAGGGCAAUGUUUUCAUUGGUAACUCCAUCCAUGACAAGUUAAUGAAGCUUCACUGUGUCAUCUCUAAGGGACAUGCAUUGUCAGAUAAAUGCAGGAACUGGAGCCACUGAUUCGAACCGCUGUUAUCUUGUUCAAAUGUCAGAAAGUGAACAAAAGAAUCAAUGCUGAUACCCGUUACAAUGUUAUAUUGAGUAUGUUUGAUCUGAACGUUUAGCCUUUGUGUUUUAAUUUCACUCCCUCGCCUCAUACACUUCUCUUUGGUUUGUGGCCCUGUGCACUGUUUUUUCCUGUGCAAUUGUGCAACUUUUAUUUUUAACAAAGCUCAAGUCUUGAGAUCCCCAACAGGUUCCUCAUAUCCUUAACCCUGUCUGUUUCCCAUCAUCAGCAUGAGUAGGAGUUUCAAGUUCCUCCACAGCUGAACAUACAGACGCGGGGCUUUUAGAGUAGCUAGUGGCAACAGCAGGGUCAUGCAAGUAGGACAUGAACUGAAACCUCAUUGCCAGACUACGGAAAUGUAAAAGAGUUUUAGGUUGUAAACCAAAGAGCACUGUAAUCCAUAUCCAGAUUAGAGGCCCUCCUGUGGUUACAUUAGUGAAUGGGGUUUUUAACACAACCCCAACCCAACCCGCCCCCCCCACCCCCCCUUUAAAAACAAAAAAUUUCAUUGUGCGUUCAUUAAAGUCUGGACCAAUCACAGGCAUUGACCACAAGAGGGAACCCUUGAACUAGCAGACUGUCUGUGGGCAGUGUGGGUUUAGAGUUUGUUCCUAAGAACUGGCCUCUGGGCCCCGUUUGUGUUCAGGUUAAUGAAGAUAUCUGAGUGUUACGUGAAGUCUCUACGAUAGUCACUAUUGCUCCCGUUAGGGCCAGACACAGGCUACCUAAUCAAAAUGUGUUUUGGGCCCAUAGUUAGAAAGAUGGUUUUGUCUAAAAUGUGUUUGAAGGCAAAUUCAAACAGUGUUAAUUUGUAUAAUAUAACUCACACUGGCUGUAUUUUUAAAAAAAUCAACUAUUCUCAUUCACAAAUAAAAAGUAAUUACUGUG
Molecule: messenger RNA, 7150 nt
Organism: Anguilla rostrata (American eel)
Lineage: Eukaryota; Metazoa; Chordata; Actinopteri; Anguilliformes; Anguillidae
Gene: tlr1
Product: toll-like receptor 1
Exons: 3
Coding region: 812-5701 (1629 amino acids)
Biological process (GO): inflammatory response; immune response; toll-like receptor signaling pathway
Cellular component (GO): plasma membrane
Molecular function (GO): protein binding; transmembrane signaling receptor activity
Source: RefSeq, a predicted model, not a curated record